AUGUCUGCAGAAGAGCCCAGAAAACGACUUCGUACAGAGGAGUCUUUGACGCAGACAGAAGUAGAGGCUUACAAUGAAAAGCCACAAGAAGCCAAUGAUGCUGUGAAUGCUGAAAGUCAAAGAUUCUACAUGACUGAAGAAGAUGCUGGAAUUGAGACCUUCUUAAAUGCAAAGCUUCCUGCUAUAGAUGGGAUCUUGAAAGCACGCUUUACAGACUUUAUGGUACAUGAAGUGGACUCAAAAGGGAAUGUUGUUGCUUUGACAGACAUGGAAUCUCAUGACCCUAUGCCGGAGGUGGAAGCAUCUUCUUCGGCCAAAGAGGAUAAAAUCGAGAAAGAAUCCAUGGCUCCUCCUUCGAAUGUUACUUCAAAAGGACAAGAACAGAUGGAUGCUCCCAUUGCCUCAAUUCCCUUGCCUUCAGAGCUCAAAGAAUUCAUUCCUCAAGAUGCGGCAUCUCAAUUUUUCAGUUCUCUUCAAGGUCUCUCGCUUGGUAAAUCAACCGAAUCUGUAGUCUUAGAAUCAUCAAAAUUUUCUUCUCCUCUCGACAAGACGAAACGCACGCUUCUGCAUCAACUUAUUCGCGAACACUUUUCAGGAUUGGAAUCAACUACCACCCAAGAUGGUUCUUUUCAAGUUCAUAAAUCCACCCGUAGCAACCAACUUAGGCCGAAGAGAGAUGCUCGCCUUAGUUGGAAAGCCUUGGGUGGUGAAUAUUGCCAUUUUCAUUUAUACAAAGAAAACCGCGAUUCGAUGGAUUGCUUAGGCAAAAUUGCUCGUCUCCUAAAGGUUCCUACGAAAUUGCUUUCCAUUGCUGGUACGAAAGAUAGGAGAGGUGUCACUUGUCAGCGCGCCGCAGUCCGUCAUGUUCGUGCUUCUCGUCUUGCCCAACUAAAUGCUGGCUCUCUUUCUAACUCGACAUACGGUUUUCUUUUGGGUAAUUAUUCUUAUGAAAACUUCCCUCUUAAACUCGGUGACUUGCAAGGUAAUGAAUUCCAAGUUGUUUUGCGUGAUGUUUCAACCUCUGAAGACAAAAUUGAACUUUGUAUGUCCUCCAUCAAGGAACAUGGAUUUAUUAAUUAUUUUGGUCUCCAAAGAUUUGGUACAUCUUCGGUAGGAACACACACUAUCGGAAUUGCUCUUUUACGAUCUGAAUGGAAAAAAGCCGUGGAACUUAUUCUUUCUCCUCGUCCUGAGCAUACCGGUCCUGUUCGUGAAGCCAUGCAUAUAUGGCAUACUACUCAUGAUGCCGAAGCUACUUUGAAAAUUCUUCCCCGUCGCCUUAUCGCCGAGACUAGCAUUUUGGAAACCUGGCUACGAAGCGGGAACCAAAGCGAUUUCUUGGGUGCUUUUCAAAGAAUUCCAAGGCACUUGCGUAGUAUUUACCCCCAUGCUUACCAGUCGUAUGUUUGGAACAAGGUAGUUUCUUGGCGUAUCAAGCAAUUGGGCGACAAACCAGUUGCCGGUGAUUUAGUAUUGGAAUCACCCACCGACAAUCAAUCUAAUGAUAAUAUUCCUGUUGAUCCUGAAGCACCAGAUGUUGUUGAAGAUCUCCCCCAGACUUCUAAACCAAUCGCAAGACGUCUGAGAGAGGACGAGUUACAAAACUAUACGAUUUAUGACAUCGUUUUACCACUACCCGGACGUAAUGUGUUAUAUCCUGAAAAUUCAACGUUUGAUGCGUACAAAAGGAUUAUGAGUGAGCAUUCACUUGAUCCUUGCCAAAUGGCUCGAAAAGACAGGGAGCUAUCUCUACCUGGCGAUUAUCGUAAACUAGUAGUACGCCCCAAAGAUAUGGAAUGGUACACUAAAAAGUAUGACUCGUUAGAGCAGCAAAUUACCACUACCGACAAAGAUGAAUUGGAAAAUAAACUUCCAACUACUACUGAUGAAGGAAAAAGUCGGGCUUUGGUAUUAAAAUUUCAGCUUCCUUCAUCCUCGUAUGCCACAAUGGCUUUGCGUGAAGCAACCCGAGGUGCUACAUCUAGCGGUGAUCAGCGUUUUUUGAUGACAAAUCUACGGGAUUCUUCGUCAUGA
This is a messenger RNA of Schizosaccharomyces osmophilus, 2034 nucleotides long. It is a transcript of the gene pus7, whose product is annotated as tRNA/snRNA/rRNA pseudouridine synthase Pus7. The record is from RefSeq and is a predicted model, not a curated record. Gene Ontology annotation, molecular function: pseudouridine synthase activity; RNA binding. Gene Ontology annotation, cellular component: nucleus. The transcript has a single exon. Gene Ontology annotation, biological process: pseudouridine synthesis. Lineage: Eukaryota; Fungi; Ascomycota; Schizosaccharomycetes; Schizosaccharomycetales; Schizosaccharomycetaceae. Bases 1 to 2034 code for a protein of 677 amino acids.